AUGAAGCUGGUGGAGAUGCUGCUCCUGGCUGCAGUGGCCACUGUGCUUGCCACAGAGGAUUCCUGUCUUGACCGCUGUGAGAAUGGUUAUGACUUGAUAACGGGCUGCCAGUGUGACUCCAUGUGCGCGUAUUACGAGAGCUGCUGCAGUGACUACGAGUCCGUUUGCAGGGACAGAAUGCGUGGGGACACAUUUGCAUAUGCAGAUGAUGACGACUAUGACGAGGAGCUUGACCCCGUUUGUCAUGCCGUUGACCACAUGGAACUCACUGUCAACACCACGGAGAGUCCAGACCCAGAUGCCGAUGCCUGCAGUGGUCGAGCCUUUGACUCCUUCAUGCAGCUCAAGAAUGACUCAACUUACGCUUUCAGGGGGAGUUUCUUCUUCGAGCUUGGUGAGAAAGCAGUACUGCCUGGCUACCCGAAACGCAUCGAGGAUGUAUGGGGCAUUUUCGGUCCCAUUGAUGCCGCCUUCACCCGUAUCAACUGCCAGGGCAAGACCUACAUCUUCUAGGGGAACAUGUACUGGAGGUUUGAGGACAAUGUGUUGGAUGAAGAAUACCCAAGGAACAUUUCUGAUGGGUUCGAAAAUAUCCCGGACAACGUGGAUGCCGCCUUUGCCGUCCCUGCAAAAAAUCACCAUGGCAAAGAGAAGGUGUACUUCUUCAAAGGUGACCAGUACUACCAGUAUGAAUUCAAGCAGCAACCCACCCAUGAAGAGUGUGUCAAGCUGAAUGCAAGGUCUCCCUCCACCCUGUUUGGGAGCUACACUGCAAUGUUCAGCAGCACUUGGGGAGGCGCCUCUUCCCGCCUCUUCAGUGGCAGUAAGAACCACAGUUUCGCCCCCCCUCUCAUCACCAGGGACUGGCUGGGCGUCCAGGCCCCAGUGGAUGCUGUUUCGGCAGGACGACUCUACGUCAGCCGUGGCCACAGAGGCAAAAGCAGAAGAAGGCAGAACACCAACCGCAAACAGGACUGGGACAGGGGGCAACAGGACUGGGGGCAACAGGACUGUGGGUAACAGGACUGGGGGCAGCAGGACUGGGGGCAGCAGGACAGGGGGCAGAGAAGCUGGCAGAAACGGUCACCCCAAUGGAGCAUGGAUAAGUGGGAUGUCAGUAUGGGCCAGGGCUUCAUGGAGAGGUUCUACAGAGAGGAGACCCGCAGGCAGGACUGGGAUAGGGGCCGGGCCCUCGACUGGGCCCAUCACCGCUGCAUCAGUGGGCACCACCGGCAGCAGGAACACUACAAUUCCAGAUACAGCAUAAAUAACCGAUUGGUGCAGAAGGUCUAUUUCUUCAAGAAAGAUCGAUAUUACAGAGUGGAUUUACAGUCAAUGAUGGUUGACCUUGCAUAUCCCCCAUACCCAAGAUCCACAGCGAAAUACUGGCUGGGCACCAAGGGCGGAGAAAAGGUGAAGACAGAUUUCAUUCAGAUUUCAGAGAGAAAGCACACAGUCUGA
Molecule: messenger RNA, 1461 nt
Organism: Paramormyrops kingsleyae
Lineage: Eukaryota; Metazoa; Chordata; Actinopteri; Osteoglossiformes; Mormyridae
Source: RefSeq, a predicted model, not a curated record